ACUUAAUUUUUGACUCAAUAAAUCUGAAAGUUUAACAUUUAUUUUUAAAUCUUUUGUUGCAUACCUUAUAAACGGAGAUGCUUUACUAACUUUUAAAACCAGCAGAGUGAGGAGACGAAAACAAGACACAUGUAAUAACACCUGUGUUAUCUUGAAAUGACGAUGAAGAGCACAUUGAUAUUUUUCCUUAUAUCUCUAGCAACGGUUUCUUAUGCAGAAAAUCUAUGUUGUUCUUACCCGUGUCAAAAUGGUGGAGUGUGUCUUACAAAGGGAUUUAAUGAUUAUGAGUGUGAUUGUACAAGCACUGACUUCUUUGGAAGAUAUUGUGAAAACCCUACCUUUUUAAAGAGGAUAAAGUUAUGGUUGAAGCCUUCGCCGUCAACAUUACACAAUCUGUUGGUAGGGAAUAAAUGGUUCUGGAACAUUGUCAAUAGUAUACCCUUCAUGAGGAAAUUUAUCAUGAAGAGAGUUUAUACCAUUCGAUCAGACAUAAUUGAUAGUCCUCCUACAUAUGACAACGAACAUUCGUACAUCACCGUUGAUGCAAAUUACAACCUAUCGUUUUUUACAAGAACUUUACCACCAGUCCCUAUUGAAUGUCCAACCCCAAUGGGCGUUGCAGGAAUGAUUAAAUUACCAGACAUUGAUGAACUGGUUAAAAAAAUAUUUGUCAGGGAGAAGUUCAAGCCAGAACCACGCGGAACAAGUGCUUUGUUUAGCUUCUAUGCUCAACACUUCACGCAUCAGUUUUUUAAAACCGAUAUCGAACGUGGACCACAGUAUCAAUGGGGAGGUCAUGGGGUUGAUAUGACACAUGUGUACGGGAAAGACAAACACGAUGAACAUCUACUGAGAUCUCAUAAAGAUGGAAAAUUGAAAUUCCAAACUAUAAAGGAUGAAGAUUGGCCACAAUUUAAUAAGGAUGUCGGGGUUGAAAUGAAAUACAUCCUGCCAGUCCAAAAAGACAAUGACUUUGCCCUCGGUCACUCAUUUUUUGGUAACCUUCCCGGGCUUUUUAUGUAUGCUACAAUUUGGAUGAGAGAACAUAAUCGUGUGUGUGAUGUUAUGAGGAAGGAACAUCCAGAUUGGGAUGAUGAAAGACUCUUUCAGACAGGAAAACUGAUAUUAUUAGGGUCAAUGAUAAGAAUAACGGUUGAGGAAUAUGUACAACAGUUGAGUAAUUACAACUUCAAACUUCUUUUCGAUCCUACCUUGUUAUUUGGAGAACCAUUCCAGUAUCAGAAUCGUAUUGCAUUGGAAUUCAAUCACUUGUAUCAUUGGCAUCCAUUGAUGCCGGAUGAUUUUAAUAUUGGAGGGACAAAUUAUACUAUAAAGGACUUUUUGGUCAACCCGAAGCUUGUUAUAAAACAUGGAAUGGCUACCUUUGUGGACUCCUUGUCGAAACAAAAUGCUGGAUCUAUCACUGUGAAUAAUCAUGGGAAAUAUACAUUGGCUGUUGCAAAGGAAUUAUUGAAACAUGGCCGAACAUUACGUUUGCAAUCUUUUAAUAAUUAUAGAAAACGUUUUAAUUUACCAGCGCAUAAAUCUUUUCAAGAAUUAACAGGCAAUAAAAAGUUAGCCAAAGUAUUAGAAAACAUUUAUGGAGAUGUCGAUGCUGUUGAGUUUUAUGUUGGACUUAUAACUGAGAAACGUCGCCCAAAAGCUGUAUUUGGCGAAACAAUAGUUGAAAUGGGUGCGCCAUAUGCUCUUAAAGGAAUGAUGGCCAAUCCAAUAUGUAGUCCUAAGUAUUGGAAACCUUCUACUUUUGGAGGAGAUAUAGGCUGGGAAAUAGUUAAUACAGCAACAUUAAAGAAACUGUUUUGUCAAAAUUUAAAAGAAGAUUGUCCAGAAGUAUCUUUUAAAGUUCCUAACUUCGUAGAAGAACAAGACAAACCUCUCGAUUAUUGUGAUGGUGAAUGUGAACAACAUGGAGGUGAAUUGUGAUUCUCAGAUCCUUGUGUGGGUUUAUAUACACCUUUAUAUAAAUGCACGAAAUGUCGUUUGUUUCCGAUUUGAACCAAAUUCCAAAUAUUUGCAUAUAAAUUUUUUAUCAUUUCUUGUUGCUUAAAACAUUUUAUAUAAUGUGAACUCGUUUAUUUUCCUCAUGUGAAUCUUAAACAAUAUAAAUAAACUCAUCAUAGAUACCAGGAUCGAGACAGAAAAUCCACAUAGCGCAUUGUGAUAUUGAAGUUUAUUUCAUAUCACCGGCACCUCAAGAGUAUAUUGAUUCCAUAUGUAAAACCUAAACGACUAACAGUAUGGUAUAGGUGGUAAAGACUGUGAAUAAAAAAGUGGAGUACUUAAUAUAUGUUUAUCUUUUUUUUUUAUAUCUAUAUAGUUUUGCAAAUUUCAUUGUUGUAUUUUUAUCUAUACAUAGUUAUUUAUUUUUUAUUUUAAUCUCUAAUAAA
Mytilus trossulus (common blue mussel) is the source of this 2408-nucleotide messenger RNA. Its product is annotated as prostaglandin G/H synthase 2-like. The coding region runs from base 157 to 1944 and encodes 595 amino acids. Gene Ontology annotation, molecular function: heme binding; oxidoreductase activity, acting on single donors with incorporation of molecular oxygen, incorporation of two atoms of oxygen; prostaglandin-endoperoxide synthase activity. The transcript has 10 exons. NCBI's taxonomy places the organism in Eukaryota, Metazoa, Mollusca, Bivalvia, Mytilida, Mytilidae. Gene Ontology annotation, cellular component: cytoplasm; neuron projection. Gene Ontology annotation, biological process: cyclooxygenase pathway; response to oxidative stress. The record is from RefSeq and is a predicted model, not a curated record.